GCGAAAUCGAAAACACUCGGUUAACCUCACAAUCAGUUAACCUCGCACGAGUUUGACGAUACUACAGCUCGAAAUCUAAAUUCGCACGGCGUACAACUCGGAUGUCCCGAUGAGCCUGAGACGGAUCUGCGAUGUCAUCAUUCGGCGGAACGUGCGAUUCCGAGGCGUCGCCGGGCGUUCCCUCGCCACGGAGUCGGCGGAGCCGAAGGACGAGGUCGUCGACAUAGCCGCCGCCGACGAGAAGCCGAUAUACUCGGACGAUCCCCAGAUUCUGGAGGAGCUCGACAGGAAGCGAAACAAGUCCCGGCUGGAGCCGCAGCACAGGAACAUGCUUAUGGGCGAGCGUCCCUACGUUCGGUCCAUGGACUGGCACCACGAUACGGUGAGGUACAAGAAGCGUAUGCUGGGCAGGUACGGACUGAAAGCCAUCGACGUGCCGGCGGGAUUCGCGUGGCCCACGCCGGAGGAGGUCAGGGACGCUCAGGAGUACGAGAGAGUCGCCUUCCCGCUGUCCCUUCAAGAGAGAUGGAAGAAGCUGGAGGAGGCUAAACGGUUGAAGGCCGAGCAGGUUCGAGCAAGGGAAGCUGAAGUGGCGGAGAAACUGGCGAAGGUAGGCCAAUGGACGGCCGAGAUGAACGCGAGGGUCGCUAAGAAGGAGGCCGAGCUGGAGGCUGCCAGAUUGCGCAAGGAGCGCCUGGUGGAGGAAGUCAGGAAACACUUCGGCUUCAAGAUCUCGCCUAACGACGAGAGAUUCAAGACGAUGCUGGCGCAGAAGGAAAAGGAGGAGAAGAAGAAGAAGAAGGAGGCUAAGAAGAAGGCGAAGAUAGACAAGUUGACGAGCAUGAUUCAAGAGAUGUCAAAGGACGACGACGCGAGUCAAGAACGAGCGACCGAUUCGACGAAAUCUGCAGAAUAGUGACGUUUUUCUUUCCGCAAAGUAUAAUAUAUAUUAAAACGUUCUAAUUAUAUAUCGUAACAAUUAUUUAUAUUCGCUCUCCCUUUCCAAGUGCGACUAUCUCGAGGUUCGAACGUACGUACGGCCGAUAUGAUUAAACCACGUUGACCAC
Messenger RNA from Wasmannia auropunctata (little fire ant), 1067 nucleotides. RefSeq names its product growth arrest and DNA damage-inducible proteins-interacting protein 1 (gene CRIF). Gene Ontology annotation, cellular component: nucleus. NCBI's taxonomy places the organism in Eukaryota, Metazoa, Arthropoda, Insecta, Hymenoptera, Formicidae. Bases 110 to 916 code for a protein of 268 amino acids. The transcript is spliced from 3 exons. The record is from RefSeq and is a predicted model, not a curated record.